Messenger RNA from Pneumocystis carinii B80, 1527 nucleotides. Its product is annotated as tRNA pseudouridine(38-40) synthase. Gene Ontology annotation, molecular function: pseudouridine synthase activity; RNA binding. The coding region runs from base 85 to 1527 and encodes 480 amino acids. The record is from RefSeq and is a predicted model, not a curated record. Gene Ontology annotation, biological process: mRNA pseudouridine synthesis; tRNA pseudouridine synthesis. NCBI's taxonomy places the organism in Eukaryota, Fungi, Ascomycota, Pneumocystomycetes, Pneumocystales, Pneumocystaceae. The transcript is spliced from 6 exons. Gene Ontology annotation, cellular component: nucleus.
GCUCGAAUAUUAGCUAAGUACAGCACUAAACUAUAUGAAAGUACAAAUAUAAGUUGUCCAGAGGAUUAUAUUAAGAAAGAUAAUAUGGAAUCCGAGAUAUUUAAUAUAAAAAGAACAAGUAUAGAUAUUUUAUAUAAAAAUGAAGAUGAUAAACGACAUAAAUAUGAAGAAGAAGGAUUAGAAAAUGAAAAAAAAGAGAAAUGUAGAAGGCCAAAGAGAAAAGUAGCAUGUUUUAUUGGAUAUUGUGGAACAGGAUAUCAUGGGAUGCAAAUCAAUGAUCCGAAUCGUACAAUAGAGGGAGAUUUAUUUAAAGCAUUUGUAGAUACAGGAGGGAUUGCAGAGAUGAAUGCAGAUGACCCCAAAAAAUCAUCAUUAAAUCGAGCAGCACGUACAGACAGGGGUGUGCAUGCAGCAUGUAAUGUCUUAUCGUUAAAAUUAAUAAUUGAGCAACCAAAUCUUUUGGAAAGAAUUAAUGAAGCACUUCCAGAGACAAUAAGGGUAUGGGGAAUUUCUCGGACGCUAAAGUCAUUUAAUCCAAGGACAUUCUGUGAAGCACGUAUUUAUGAAUAUUUAGUUCCAUCAUAUGUAUUUAUUCCUCCAUAUCCAAUGACACAAUUAGCCCAACGUAUUACCAAACAUAGGGAAAUGAUAAAUUGUAUAGAAAACAGUGAAUGGAUUAAUGGAAAUGAAUACUUAUUAUAUUGUAAAGAUGCAAAAGAUAUAUGGUCUGAUGAAAGAAUACAACAUUUAGAAAAAAUGAUUAAUGAGUCAUCUACAUCAAUUGAAAAUGUAGAUGAAAAAAACGGAGAAACGUCUAAUAUAUCAUCACAAUUUCAAGAACAUCUAGAAAAGGAAAAAAUAAAACAAAUAGAGUUGGAGAUAAGAAGAACAUAUCGUAUAUCAAAUGAACGCCUUCAAUUAAUUCGAGAUGCGUUCAAAAUAUUCGAAGGAAGCCAUAAUUUUCACAAUUUUACAGUUGGAAAGACGUUUAAUGAUAAAAGCGUUUAUCGUCUGAUAAAAUCCUUUACAAUUUCUGAUCCAAAAUUAAUACAAAACAUAGAAUGGAUUUCUAUUAAAAUCCACGGUCAAUCUUUUAUGCUACAUCAAAUCAGAAAGAUGGUAGCAUUAGUUAUACUUGUUGUUCGUUGUGGAACUCCACUAUCUUUUAUACCAAAGACAUUUAAAUCAACACGUUUUAAUAUCCCCAAAGCACCAGGAUUUGGAUUGUUACUUGAAAGACCCAUUUUUACAAGUUACAAUAAACAAGCGGAAAGAAUGAACCGAGAAAUACUUGAUCCUUCCUUAUACGAGAAGGAAAUUCAAAUAUUUAAGGAAACAUAUAUUUACCAUAAAAUAUUUUCUGAAGAAUCUAAAGAAAAUCUCUUCAGAAGUUUUUUAAAUAACAUUGAUUUAUCUAUUACUAGUGAUUUUAAUUAUUUAAGUUUACCAGUGGAACAAUUGACUAAACAAUUGGAAAAAAAUGAUUCUAUUCUACUUGAUGAAACAAAGGACAAUGGGAAUAGCUAA